UCCGUGACGCCAGGGUUUUAGAGGAGUUAGGGUUUUCGCCACUUAGGGCUUUAGUUUUUAGGUUUUCUUCUUCUCCUCUUGUUAGGGCUACAAUCAAAUUAGGUUUAGGAUUUGCGCAUUGGCGGCUACUGCUGUUGACUUCCCCACCGAUCCCGCCCCUUGUAUAUAAAUACACUGUUCUCACCUUGAGUAGCAUCUAGGGUUUCCCAAUUUCAGUUGUUCACAUUGUAUUUUCAAGACGCUGACAUUGAUCAGUGAUCACCCCUGUUUAUUUUCAGUUUUAAUCCAAUUCGGAGUUUUGAUUUUUCGCAAUUAAAUUUGUAUUAAAUCCAAAUACUCAUCUGGGUAUUCGUGAUUAGUUCCUAGUCUUUCUGCCGAAGUCAAUUAGGUUUCGUUGAUUUUCGAGAUUUCUUUUUCUCUAAGCAUUCAUCAUUCAUGUAAGCAAGUUCAAUCCAGGUUUCUUUGGUUGCCUAUAUAACUAUUGUUUUUUCUCCGAGAUUUUACUUGUGUUCUGUUUGAAUAUCGUUGUCUCCCGUCUUUAUUGAUCAUCAUCUCUUUAUUUUUUUUGGAUUUUUUUUUAAAUUCUAUUGUGCCGAAAAGUCUGAUUACUCAUUCCGACGAUAUAUUUGACAAUUGAUCACCGAUAAAAUCUUAUUCUGCAACUGACAGAAAAGUUCAGGCCUUGAAAUUUAACUGAUAUGAGUUACUCUGAUUCUCACCCUUCGAUUAUGCAAACACCUUUCAAUGGUGGUGGGUCUGAUGCAAUUGGCAUAUGGCCUCAGUAUCCAAUGAGCAAUGAAAGCUUUGAUCUUCAUACACAAUUUGAUCAACAGCAGCAGCCUCCUCCUUUCAAGAGAUCAAGGCACGAAGAUAACCAAUCUAGUUCUUCACCAUACCAGUCCAAUUCUAGGACACCCAUAAACCCUCCAGUCAACAAGGGGACAAGCAACAUCUUUUUCAAGACCCGGGUGUGUGCCAAAUUCAGAGCUGGUAAUUGCAGGAAUGGUGAGAAUUGCAACUUCGCUCAUGGGGUUGAAGAUUUGCGACAACCCCCACCAAAUUGGCAAGAACUUGUAGGGGCGCGUGGUGAUGAGGAAAGAUCAUCAGGGAAUUGGGAGGAUGAUCAGAGGAUCAUUCACAGGAUGAAGCUAUGCAAAAAGUUUUAUAAUGGGGAGGAAUGCCCUUAUGGGGAAAGGUGCAAUUUCCUUCAUGAAGAUCCUGCCAAGUUUAGAGAUGAUAAUAGGUUUAGAGAAAGCUCUGCUAUCAGCAUUGGAACCACUCCUCCGCCAGUGGUGCAUGGAAGCGGGGGUACUCAAUCUGAAGUUAAUAGGUCUGCUAACAACAACAACAUGAUGAUGAUGAUGAAGCCUGUUUACUGGAAGACAAAAUUAUGUACAAAAUGGGAGACAACCAGUCAUUGUCCCUUUUCCGAUAAAUGCCACUUUGCUCAUGGGCAAGCAG
This is a messenger RNA of Carica papaya (papaya), 1461 nucleotides long. The record is from RefSeq and is a predicted model, not a curated record. NCBI's taxonomy places the organism in Eukaryota, Viridiplantae, Streptophyta, Magnoliopsida, Brassicales, Caricaceae.